CGCUUCGAGCUCAUGACCGCCCAAGCCAAUGCCCAGCAGCUCAGCGAUGAGAUGAAGGAGGCAUGGGAGGUUGUGGACAAGCACUUCGACCCAGAAGACAUCUUAGGCUCCGUUGUGGCGGACGUCGUUUCCAAGCACGCGGUGCGAGCAUCUCAGCAUGAGCUGCCAUGCGCCAUGUCCAUGAUGGCGGGGUGCAUUUCCAUGGCCAACGGCGGCGGGGUCAGCGCGUUCCCGAACAGCCCGUCGCCGCUCGCGAUGGCUGUUCUGAACACAAACUACCCACAAACCCGGAAGUCAGCUAUCACAGCAGCUGUCGCGAUGCUCGGGCGCGCCAUGGACAAGAUCGCCAACGAGAGGGCGCGCGCUGCGAUGGGCCCUGGAGCGAAGCAAGCGCAUGUGCCCGCGAAGCGCUCGGAGGAGCAGGGCGCGCCAAACCCCGAACCUGAUGGCGACGACCUCGCCCAGACCAACCACGGGACCCUGUUGAACUUAGACGAGGCGUAUAAGAUGCUUCGGAUGCUGGGGAUGAUCGCGGACACUGGCAGCCAGAAGGGCCCCCUAGAAGUCACGGACCUGGCGUCCGACUUCAAUCGCCUGUUCCAGACAGGAGUCGCCGCCUACGCAACGAAGACGGCUGGGUCAUCCGGACAAGAUGCAGGAGCAAGCGCAUGCCUCGGCGUCGCGGGGAACGCCCAUCCAGCUAUCACCGUCCCCAUGGAGAGGGGGGGCCUCGGUAAUCACCGCGUGGCUGUGCGGGGGCGUUGGAGAAUCCUGACUGCCCAUGUGGUCGAACCCCGCGCGCCACUUCCUGGCGACUUCGUCGCGCCCCCGGGCUUCCAUGAGCGGUCGUGGCCCGAACUCAUGUCGACGAUGGCGGGGCCGCUCGGGUUUCCUCCGGGCGCGGACAUCCCGGAGAUCGCCGCGAACACGCUCCCGCGUGCCAGAGAUGCGCCUCAUUCGGACGCCGUUGCCCACGAGUCCCAGAGCGGCGAAGAGUACUUGCCUGGCGUGGAAGGAUAUUACGUGCAGCUCGCAGACGGCACGCAGAGUCGCAUUCGCUUCAAGAGGGUUCCCGGCAAAUGGUGCCCGACGUUCCAGGUGCCAAACAGAGACAUCCCCGUGUUCGCCAACAUGAGCAUGGACAGCAUCGCGGCGAGGGUGCUCGACAUGUUCGAGACGCCGGGCAUCCAGCUCGGGUUAUCCACGAAGGGGCUCUUGGCCUUGCACGGUUUCCACGCCAUCUUCAAAGCCGGGUGCGCCCAGGCGCGCAAUGCAGACAGGGUCUCCCUGUCCGCGCGUCUCGCGCGCGAGUCCCCAAAGCUCGCCCUGGCGCCCGCGGCGCCCGGUGCCGGCGGGCCCGACGGCGUCGCUGGAGAAGCCCCGGCAGGCGAGGAAAUCCCCGCGGCGCAGGGCGUGCCCGAGGAGGUAGAUGAAGGCAUCCGGGGGCCUCCUUACCCGGACUUCAUCGAGGACACGCGCGUCGCGCGGGCGUGCAACCUCUUUGCCGUGUUGGACACCAUUCGCUCCUGCUGGCGCCCCGCGAGAGACGCGGACACGCCCGAGGAGCGCAUCCGCAGAGCCGAGGUGGCCGAAGAACAAGCUCGCCUGCAGCAG
Molecule: messenger RNA, 1614 nt
Organism: Prorocentrum cordatum
Lineage: Eukaryota; Dinophyceae; Prorocentrales; Prorocentraceae
Source: the annotation of a GenBank genome assembly